This is a messenger RNA of Amphibalanus amphitrite, 3968 nucleotides long. Its product is annotated as F-box/LRR-repeat protein 6-like. The coding region runs from base 160 to 2337 and encodes 725 amino acids. Gene Ontology annotation, biological process: SCF-dependent proteasomal ubiquitin-dependent protein catabolic process. The record is from RefSeq and is a predicted model, not a curated record. Lineage: Eukaryota; Metazoa; Arthropoda; Thecostraca; Balanomorpha; Balanidae. Gene Ontology annotation, cellular component: SCF ubiquitin ligase complex. Gene Ontology annotation, molecular function: protein binding. The transcript is spliced from 5 exons.
CAGAACUUGGCGCGCAAGGCUCAUGGCCAAAACAAAUGGGGAUGGGAGGAUUUGCGCGUCGGAUAACGUGUGCCUUCUUUGAGUUUGUGUUGUUUUCAUUAAACUUAAACAUUGCCUUUCUAUGAUGCUUUUAUUCAGAGGAGUUAAGCUUGCACUGUGAUGGAUCCCGGCGCCGACGAGCGCUCCGCGUUCCCCAGCUUCGAGCUGGUGGAGCGGCUGGACAGUCCCAGCUCCAACGAGCGCAACACCAACACGCUCUGCUCCAGCUCCGAGAGUGACGUCAUGAAGACGCCGUCGGCGGGCGGUGACACGCCCAGUGCCGGCGGCGACUCGCCGGCCGGCUUCUGCCCGACACCGGGCACCCCGGCGGCCGAGAGCCGCGCGCCGCUGCCGCCGCCCGGACCGGGCGUCUCGCCGCCGUCCGCAGCGGCUGGCUCACCGCCUGCCGCCGUCACCGCCUCCCCGCCGGCGAUGGUGACGGCGUCCCCGUCCGCCGCCACUGCCGCCGCCGUCCCGCCGGUGGUCGCCGCCGGCCUCGGCUCGCCGCCGCUGGGAGCGCCGUCUCCGCCCGCUCCGGGGGUCCUGCCGCCGCGGGUCCUCGAGGAUCAAGACGCCAUCGCCGCGUCACCGCACCGCGCGCCCGCCUGCGACUGCCUCAUGUGUGACGCCACCUUCCACCCGCGGCUGGGCGAGGGCCUGCGCCGGCGCAGCGGCAGCGGGCGCGGCGCUCGCACCACCUACCACAGCCAAAUCUCGCCAGACGCCGGCUCCAUCAAGCUCAAGAUCCGGGUACAGACGCUGGACCCUGCCGAUGACGUGUCGCCCGGAUCGCGGCGCCGCCGGCGGACCGACUCGGGCGGCGCGCCGCGCGGCAAGCGGCGGCGACGCUGGCGGCGGUCGCGGCUCAGCGACGACGAGGACGAAGAAGAUCUGGCGGCGGCGCCGGUGCGACGUCGCCGCUCCAAGUCGUCCUCGCUGGCCGCGGAGGAGGAGGAAGACCCGGACCGACCGCAGGGGCCCUGGGCCGACGGCGUGCCGCCCGAGCUGCUGGAGCGCAUCUUCGGUGAGGUGGUGCGCGCGACCGGUGCGGUGCCGGCGCUGGUGCGCCUGUCGCGCGUGUGUCGCUCGUGGCGCAGGGUGGCGCUGCUGCCUGAGCUGUGGCGCACAGUGGACCUGGCCACCGGUCUGAUCCGGGAUAAGAUGCGACACGAGCGGCUGCUCAUCUGGCUGGCCGAGAACCGGCUGUCGAAGACAGAGGAACUCAGUCUCGCGGGCUGGUCGUCAGCGCUCAGCCCCCGCUCUGUGCCAGUACUGGUGAGCCGAGCGCCCCAGCUGCGCUCGCUCUGCCUCUCGGGCUGCCGCAGCCUCACCGGCGAGGAGGUGGUACAGCUGGCCGGGCUCCAGCACCUCUCGUCGCUCGACCUGUCCGACCUGCAGGCGAACACGACCUCCGCGCGCGCCGCGGUCGGUCCGCACCCGCUCCAGCAGCUCAGCUCUCUGCUCGGGCCGCGACUGGUCAGCCUGACGCUGUCGCACAACUUUGUAGCCGGCAUGCAACAGAUUCUGGCGGCGCUAGCGGAGCACUGCCCAAACCUGGAGGUCCUGGACCUGUCGAACAUCACUAACGCCAUCCGCGACAUCGUGCCCGUGCGCGUGGAGCGGCUGCAAGAGGGCUGUCCGCGACUGCGCGUGCUGCGCUGGACCAACACCGAGCUGCGGCUGGCUGACACGCCCCUCAAGGAACAGAUGUCCUCGCAGGGUUUUCCGGCGCUGGAGGAGCUCAGUGUGGCCGUGCCGCGCGACCGGCACUGGGGUCUGGACGACGCCGGCGUGGAGCGCCUGCUCAAGGCGUCCAACCAGCUGCGGCUGCUGGACGUGCGCGGCUGCCAGCGGCUCUCCGACUCCAGUCUGGUGCGGGUGCCCGCCUGGAACCUGCAGCACCUGUUUCUGUCCGGCUGUGACGCCACCCGCUCCUCCGCCGACCGACUGGAGCUGGUGGUGCGCAAGUGGCGGCACAGUCUGCUGGAGCUCGACCUGAGCGGCGCGGCCAACCAGCAGGCGCUGGACGCGGCGCUGCUGGCGCUGGCCGAGCGGCCCGACCCCGGACAGCCGCCGACGCCGCUGCGCAAACUGGACCUGUGCGGCGCGGCCGGCACGUUCGGGCCCGUCUGCCGGCUGGUGGCCGCCUGUGCCGAGCUGCGAGAGCUGAACCUCACCUCGUGCCGGGCGCUGCCGCGCGGUGUGAAGCGCGUCUACCGCGGCCCGGAGCUGGAGGCGCUGCGACGCGACAUCGCUGCCGGCAAGUUCAACGAACAGGCGAGCGAGGAGGCUGGCUAACUGCGCCUGUGGACGCGCAGUGAGUCUGACUGCCGCCGGUGCCGGUCGCCGUGACCCGGCGCCGUGCACCGUCCUACUGCCAGUGGCUCGGCGGCGCGCUGGGCGGCUCCCCGCGGCCGCUGCGCCUUCCGCGGCGAGGCCAGUCGAGCGGCGUCCCGUGGCGGACUGGCUCGGGACGGGCUGACACUCCGGCCUGCACACUCGAGCUAGGCUCUAACUGCGACCUAGCCGCGUGUGUGCCGCAUAUGAGCCGCACAUGAGCUGCGUUUGAGCCGUGUUUGAGCUGCGUAUGAGUCGUGUUUGAGCUGUGUUCGAGCUGAGUUCGAGCUGUGCAUGAUUGACAUGUUGACCUGCCUGCCCGGCGUGUUCUCUAUGAGUGAGGACACCCAGCCUGCCUAAAUGGGACGAUAUAGUUGGCCAGCCGGAGUGUUGUUAUAUUAUUAUUGUCCGUGGACAUGUGUAUUGUGUAUAUAUGUCGGCAAUGUGUUUGUACCGGCCUCUUGUGCGCUUGUGACAGCUGUGUGUAGCUUACAGUAUGUGACCGCCCGGGGAUACGGACUAUCACAUGACUUGCGCUGCAGCUAUCCCCUUCAUUUGCCUGUGUUCCCACAUUUCUGCUCAGACAUAAAUCACGACACUUUUUUACUUUUAUACGUUUUACUUAAUUCGGUUUGUUGUGUUUUUAAAUUAUUUACCCAAAGGGUCUAUAAGGUCUAAAUCGAUCCGUACCUAUUGAGGUUGAAAGCUCAGGUUUGAGAAUGCACCCACUGAUGUCGUUUUGUAUCUACUGCGUUAUCUGCUUCCUGCGUUGAGGGUAAUUCACAGUAUGGUUCGGCUCUGCCGCACAAGUCCGCUUCGCAACCGGCUGGGUUGUGCCUGCGCCUCGAUGAGCUCUAGUUGCUGUGCGGCUUCAUCAUUGGAUUUUGUCGUGACGUUGACCUGCUAGUGUUGUAGUGAUGAUCAUUUAAUCAGUUGAUCAAAUGAUCAGUUGAUUAGACUGCUAUAUUAACAUCUGAGAUGAGCUACGGACAGUCCGAUAAUUGAGGGGGAUUGUGUUUGCAAUAGGUGAUGUGUCUCGUGAUUGUGGCUUAAUCGAAAAUGACAUCUAUUUCCAUGAUUUCGUAGUUGUGCUAGCGUUUUAUCAUGCAAGUAGGAGGCCAAAUGCUUUCUCGCGGAAAUCCUGUGGAGUGUAAUCGCUUGUCUGUAUGCAUUUUGUUUUGCAUGGACGAAGCCAAAUCAUCUUUCUACUUUCGCCCUGCCGCUUGUUUUAGUGCUUCUUUUAUAUGGAUGCAAUUUGUCACCGGUUCAUUUGGUGCUCAAUGUCUGUGUUCUGGCGGUAAAUUCUGUUGUUGGCUGUAGUCUGACGGGGUAUGUCGCGGGUGAGCUGGGCGGGUGCUCGCCCUGGCAGGUCGACACCGCCCGCUGCAGAGGCGGCCGGCGCGAGCUGCUGUACAAAGCGUGUGUACAAAUGUGAAUAACCGUGUCUCGUGUUGAGGACCAUUGCGUUCCAAACGUGGCUCCUGAAUACGCGCGCGGUUGGAGGACGGGGUCGUUACUAACUGGCAGACAGCCUGGCCGCUAGCACGAUAUUAAUAUGUCUGUUUAAACGCGCGAAUAUAUCUCGGAAUCUG